This is a messenger RNA of Penicillium atrosanguineum, 1176 nucleotides long. RefSeq lists its product as uncharacterized. Gene Ontology annotation, biological process: glycine biosynthetic process; L-threonine catabolic process. Lineage: Eukaryota; Fungi; Ascomycota; Eurotiomycetes; Eurotiales; Aspergillaceae. The transcript has a single exon. Bases 1 to 1176 code for a protein of 391 amino acids. The record is from RefSeq and is a predicted model, not a curated record. Gene Ontology annotation, molecular function: L-allo-threonine aldolase activity. Gene Ontology annotation, cellular component: cytosol.
AUGGGGAGCACUGAAAACCUCACCUUCCAAGAUGGAAAGACUCAAGCAGCAGAGCAGAUUUCAGUCUCAAGCUCCUGGUGCGGUGCUGGGCCUGCGGCCUACGAUUUUCGCACCGAUACGAUAACGACUCCAACUUUGUCCAUGCUGAAGGCUAUUGCUCAAUCUACGUUGAUGGACGACGCUUACCAAGAGGAUCCGACGACGACUGAUUUUGAGAAGUUCGUGGCCAGCCUAACAGGCAAGGAAGAAGGUCUCUUGGUCAUGUCAGGAACGAUGGGAAAUCAGAUUGCCCUGCGCUCCCUGUUGACACAACCACCACACGCCAUUCUUUGCCAUCAUCAAUCACACAUCAUUAAGUCUGAGGCAGGUGGUUGCUCUUCUCUAUCGCAAGCGCACAUGCAGCCUUGUGUCCCGGUCAAUGGCCAGUACCUGACCCUUGAGGAUAUUAAACGAGAUGCGGACAUUCGCAAUAAUAUUCACAUCGCCCCGACUCGUGUCAUAUCACUGGAAAACACUCUCGCUGGUGUAAUCACUCCUCUUGAAGAGGUCCGUCGGAUAUCUGAGUUCGCUCGCGCUAACGAUAUCAAGAUGCACCUAGACGGAGCAAGAAUUUGGGAGGCCGUGGCUGCUGGGGCCGGCUCGCUAGUCGAUUAUUUGGAGUGCUUUGAUACGGCCCAGAUGUGCCUUUCCAAAGGCCUGGCUGCCCCUGUUGGAAGCAUCAUAGUGGGUCCAAAGAACACUUUAGAGCACUGCCGAUGGGUGAGAAAGAGUAUUGGUGGGGGCAUUCGACAGGCCGGGAUCAUCUCAUCGGCGGCCCGUGUGGCGGUCGAGGAGAACUUCGGGAAAGGACCUAAUGGCGAAGGUGGUCGACUGCGAGAGACACACAAGAAAGCCAAGUCUAUCGAAAAGAUGUGGGUUGGUCGCGGUGGUGCAACUAAUCGACCGGUCCAAACAAACAUGGUCUUGUUGGAUCUGGCUUACAGCCGUAUCACUGUUGACGAAAUGAUACGUGUGGGCAGAGAAGAAGGGAUUAAGUUAUUUGGUGGAAGGAUCGUUGUCCACUGCCAGAUUACCGAUGAAGCCAUCCUCCGACUGGAAAAGGUAUUUGAUCGCUUGUUAUCAUCCAAGGAGACGAGGGAAGAGGUAAUUGGAGGGAUUGAAUCGGUCUAUAGAUAA